Messenger RNA from Linepithema humile (Argentine ant), 2705 nucleotides. The record is from RefSeq and is a predicted model, not a curated record. NCBI's taxonomy places the organism in Eukaryota, Metazoa, Arthropoda, Insecta, Hymenoptera, Formicidae.
AUUUUAUUAAAUGUCAAAUUAAUAUUAAUCGUGAUAAUUAUGUCUACUGCAAAAUUUACGAAAAAUGACACUAAACUGAAUUACAAUGUUUUGCAUGGUACUUAUUUAAAACCAUUGCAUUAUGAUGUCGAAAUAAAAUUUGACAGAAAUAUCUUUUCUGCGAAAUGCAAUAUUACCAUCCAGACUAAUCGUCCAACGAGAAAUAUAACUAUGAUGAAUUCAAAGAUUUUCGGAGUAGCAAGAUUUGACUUGAUUAACAACAAUAGUAAUCAAAUAAUCAACUUCUUGAAAUUUUCAUUUAUCAAUAAAACGUACCUUCAGCUUGAUUUUAACCAGUCAUCAAUAGAUUUAUUAUAUUCUGGUACAUAUAUCAUAAAAAUGACAUAUGUCAGUAACAUAGAUGACGGAGACUUUUUCGAAUCUUUCCACAUGAAAGAAAAAUAUGAAAUAUUAAAUAAAGUAAUAAGAGCAGGAGAACUAUUUCCAUAUUUUGACGAGCCGGUAUUUAAAUCAACCUUUAAUAUUUCCAUCAAGCACCAUAAAAGCUAUACAUUUUUGUCAAGUAUACCGAUACAAAAACAAGUUGAAGAUAUGGAUAACAUGAUGUGGACUCAAUUUGACACAUCACCUUCAAUGCCUGCUAAAUAUUUAACAAUUGUGAUGACAACAUACAAUUAUAGCUUAAUUUAUUUAACUUCUACUACAAUUUUCAAAUUUUGGUCUAGAAAAGAGAUAACAGAACAAGUGCGAUAUGCAAUCACUAUUACCCAAGGAGUCGUACGCUAUUUGGCACAAAAGAAUACAAGAAAAAUAUCAAAAAUAGAUUACAUUGUAACUAACGACUUUCAAGACAGUAACAUAAAGACACCGGGAUUCAUUCUAUUAAGGGAAGAAGAUAUUAGGUAUAAUAAUACAUUACAUCCCGUUCGCAAAAUAGAAGUGGCAAACUUAAUAGCACGUGAAACGAUUUCUUAUUGGCAUAAUGAUGUGUUUUUGUGGUCAAAAGAAGGAUUUAUUACGUUUCUUGCAGCACAUAUUUUGGAUCAGACUCGGUCAUAUUAUCGCAUGGUGGAUUUAUUUGUCGUUCAAACACAACAGGAAUAUUUACGUUUCCAAACUCUUCCUAUAAAUUCUCUGCUAUUUAGAUCAAUUUUUCAAUAUAUCAAAUCAUCCAUUAUAUGGCGCAUAUUAUAUCAUAUAUUAUCUGAUACUGUGUUUUGGACAAGUAUCAACACGUAUAUAGACAUACAGUAUAAUCAGAUAAACGCGACAGAUACUAAUAACUCAUCUACUAUCGUAUCAUUUUGGGACGUUGUGGAAAGUGCUCUAGGUAUAACGAAUAGUACACGUAACUUUAAUAUACAAAAUGUAGUCAAUAUUUGGUUAACGAAAAGACAUUGUCCUAUACUGUACGUGACACGAAAUUAUUCUACUAACUUAGUAUCAAUCUCAUAUAUUAAUUCUAAUAAUACACUAUUUUCUGACAUAAAACAAUAUGAAAUAUAUGUGGUAUAUACGACGAAAUCACUCAUGAACAUCGAGACACAUCACUUUUGGCUAUCUACACUAACACCAUACCAUUAUAUAUCACACGAGAUUGACAAUGAUGAUUGGAUCAUUCUCAAUUUAGAACAAGUUGGGGACUAUCGAGUCAAUUAUCAUUCCGAUUACUGGCAAAAACUUGCCCAUUGUUUGUAUUAUGAAAAUUAUACCAAUAUUCAUGUUCUCAAUCGAGCUCAAAUCAUCGAUGACACGGUUUAUUUUUUGACGCAUAGACAUCAACUCAAUUUCACCAUGUUUUGGGAUAUUACAAGUUUUCUACUUAAAGACACAGACUAUGUAGCAUGGUAUCCCAUGAUUAAAGCUGUUGAAUACAUGACGUGCAUCUGGCCGGUUCAAAAUACUGCAUCUAUAAAGUGGCCACUUAAAGAAAAGUUCUAUAAACUUUUACACGAAAUAGGAUACGAUGACAAAUAUGACGAAAGUGAUUUUACUAAAUAUUUAAGAGAAGAAGCGGUAAAAUGGGCAUGUGUUCUCGAUGUUUAUAAAUGUAGACAAACAGCGGCAUUUCAAUUAGAAAAACAUCUUGAAAGUUCUGCAGAAGAUAAACUUUUCAAGAAAGAAUGGAUAUACUGUAAAGGUUUAAUGACAUCAAACUUACUUACUUGGAACAAAGUGUGGAAUAAAUGGAAGGCAACAUCUGAUAAUACAUUUUUAGAAUACUUAACAUGUUCUACAGAUCUUUUCAUAAUUCAAAAUUAUUUAGAAUUAAUAAUAACAGAUAGAGUGUUUAAUAAUGCAACAAACAGUAAGAGAAAUGCUAAUCUUUUUCUUCUUAUUGUUGCAAAACAUGCAAAAAAUAGUAUAGUGCUCGAUUAUAUAUUCUCCAAUUUUGAAUUCUUAGAAUUUAGUUUAAAAAAGCAAAUGGACCAGAUUGCCAUCUUAAUUGUAAUUAUAACGCACGAGCAUAACGAAAACCAAUUCAGAAAGAUAACUGCAUUCAUUAUAAAUAAUGACAACCUAGUGCAUAAAAACCUAGUUAAUGUUAUUAAACAAAAAAUAAGAAAACGAAUAUUCGAAUACGGAAAACGAGUCACAAACUACGGAAGCACCGGAAGUACGAGAAAAUAGUAUGCAUACAACUCAAUCCAUGGAAGAAAAUCAUUUUAUUUCUUGUUCACGUACAUUCAUAGAUAUAUUAAUCA